AAAUAUUCCUUUUUUGUGUUUUUUUUUUUUUCUCUCUCUCUUCACUGAACACUCGUUACACUUGUCUCCUCGUCAAUUCCACUUCAUCGUCCCUAUUCAAUAUUCAUCACUCACCUUUCAAUUUUUUCCCUUUUUUAAUUGAAUUAAUAAUUAAUUAAUUUCUUCCAUCUAGGGUUUUCAAUUAGGAUCCCGAAUUACGAUUCGGUUCUCAUUUUCGUUUUUGCCUAUUGAAUUUACGACUUAGGGUUUAUUGGUCUCUGAAAAACCUUCGUUUCGCGCUAGAAAUCUAGGUUUUUUGGAGCUGGGGUGACAGGGCUAUCCCACUUUGUCGUUCCCGCCCACAAAAAGGAGGUCAACGUAAGCUGCUAGAUUGUUAUAAACUGGAGUUGCUAUCAUCACGAUGUUGGAUGUGAAUUGUAGUAGCGGGUUUUAUAUCUCUAGUUGUCUUCUCCACUUGGCUGAAUGGCACCCAUUGGAAUAGCAACGUUGAGUAGGGCUUGAAUUGGAGCCCUUUUUUCUUCCUCUUAAAUCAAAUUUUUUAAUUUUUAGGUUGAGAGAUACUAUACAUCAAUCAAAUUUAGGAUUCAAGCUUCAGAUGCUCAAUAAGACUCUCUCUUUUGCCAUGGGGUGCUGUAGUUGCUUCGGGUUCAUCAGGACACCUAACCGUCAAAGUCAAAGGUCUAAGCCUGCCACUAACAAUAAUAAUCUCUGCCAGGAGCCUCUUCUAGAUGAUGACAUUGAAGAUGAAGAGGGUGAGCAUUUGUACAAUGAUGAGGUUACUAACACUAGUGGAGAUGAAGGCGAGGAGGAAACUCGUCCCAAGCGAUCGGAAGAAAUUUUGAACUUGAGAGUAGAAAAUGACAUGAUUUGUACACGGUUUCCUGUUAAGGAGACUCACAAACUUGUGCGCACCGAGGAUGAAAAUGGGAACAAGAUGAUAAAUGAGUAUAUUCGUGAGUGUAAAAUUGGUUCUGGUAGCUAUGGGAAAGUGGCUCUUUAUCAAAGCUCUGUCGAUGGAAAGAAUUAUGCAAUUAAGGCCUUUCAUAAAUCUCAUUUACUGAAGCUUCGAGUUUCACCCUCAGAAACUGCCAUGACUGACGUACUACGCGAGGUUUUUCAGCUUAUUUUGCUUCCUGGUUUGGUUCUCAUUAUGAAAAUGCUGGAACAUCCUAAUAUAGUCGAUCUCAUUGAGGUGAUUGAUGACCCACAGUCAGAUAACUUCUACAUGGUACUUGAAUAUGUGGAAGGAAAAUGGAUAUGCGAGGGUUCAGGUACCACUUGUGGCUUAGGUGAAGAGACUGCUAGGAGAUACUUGCGUGAUAUAGUUUCUGGAUUAACAUAUCUCCAUGCUCAUAAUAUUGUUCAUCUGGAUAUUAAGCCAGAUAAUCUGUUGAUUACUCGUCAUGGUACAGUAAAGAUAGGGGAUUUCAGUGUCAGCCAGGCUUUUGAGGAUGAUAAAGAUGAGCUUCGUCGAUCACCUGGCACUCCUGUUUUCACUGCACCAGAGUGUAUUUUAGGUGUGAAAUAUGGUGGUAAAGCUGCAGACACGUGGGCAGUAGGAGUUACUUUAUACUGUAUGAUAUUGGGUGAAUACCCUUUUCUUGGAGACACACUUCAAGAUACAUAUGACAAAGUAAGAAAUACACACUCAGACAUAUAUGACAAAAUAGUCAAUAAUCCUUUAGUACUCCCCAACGAUAUGAAUCCCCCAUUGAAGAACUUAAUAGAAGGCCUACUUUCCAAAGACCCAAGAUUAAGGAUGUCUUUAAGUGAUGUUGCGGAAGAUAGCUGGGUUAUUGGAGAUGAUGGGCCAAUUCCUGAUUACCUUUGUUGGUGCAAAAUGAAGAGCUUGGGAAUUGAGGACAAUGAUGAGAGCAAUACUGACUAAAUUUUUUUAGUUUGCAUUUAUGUACAGUGGAAAAGCUGUGAUUUUUUUUCUUUGUUAGACUCUUUGCUGGUAUUUUAUGAUUAGAGGCAGUCUUAAAGGAAUCUCAAAAUUUAAGAAAAUAUAGUUCAUGUAGGCAUGAUAAGUAGCAGAGGCAGAAGAAUGUUUUUUUAUUUGUUUUGUGAAAGAAUUUGGUGUCUAGAAGUAGAAACUGAGAGAAAGGCCUUGUAUAAGGAUCCUUACACGCAUGAAAUGAAUUUUGAGCUCUAGCUUCUAGGCAUAGAUAUUCUUAAUUCUUAGUUUAAACUUUGUAUGUAUCAUCUCAAUUAAGAAAUGGCAACCCCAAAUGUUUUCACUGUCAUGAAACAA
Molecule: messenger RNA, 2254 nt
Organism: Glycine soja
Lineage: Eukaryota; Viridiplantae; Streptophyta; Magnoliopsida; Fabales; Fabaceae
Product: serine/threonine-protein kinase GRIK2-like
Exons: 14
Coding region: 596-1888 (430 amino acids)
Biological process (GO): intracellular signal transduction; protein phosphorylation
Cellular component (GO): cytoplasm
Molecular function (GO): protein serine/threonine kinase activity; ATP binding
Source: RefSeq, a predicted model, not a curated record